This is a messenger RNA of Papaver somniferum (opium poppy), 2480 nucleotides long. Its product is annotated as two-component response regulator-like APRR9. The record is from RefSeq and is a predicted model, not a curated record. Bases 102 to 2030 code for a protein of 642 amino acids. Gene Ontology annotation, biological process: phosphorelay signal transduction system; cytokinin-activated signaling pathway. Gene Ontology annotation, molecular function: protein binding. Lineage: Eukaryota; Viridiplantae; Streptophyta; Magnoliopsida; Ranunculales; Papaveraceae. The transcript is spliced from 7 exons.
CUCAUUUUACUUGUAUAUAAUUUAUUUGGUGGAUAUUUCUCUUCAAAACUGAAGCUUAUGAGAAGUUAGGGUUUUGAUUCAUUGAAUUAUUUUUAGUGAAAAUGGGGGAAAUAGUUUUGAGUAGUGAAGAAUGGAUGGAUUCAUCAGAACAAGAAAUAGAAAUGGAAUUGAAGAAAGAAAUUAGUAAUAGUGUAAUUAGAUGGCAGGAUUUUCUUCCAAGGAUGCAUAUGAGAAUUCUUCUAGUUGAAGCUGAUGAUUCUACUAGGCAUAUCAUCUCGGCUCUUCUUAGAAAAUGUGGUUACAAAGUCACCGCAGUAGCUGAUGGUUCAAAGGCAUGGGAGAUGUUGAAAGGAAAAGCUCAAAGUAUAGAUCUUAUUUUGACAGAAGUAGAAUUGCCAUCUAUAUCUGGUUUUUCACUACUAGACAUGAUUAUGGAGAAUGAGAGUUGCAAAAAUCUUCCUGUUAUAAUGAUGUCCACACAUGAUUCAAUUGGUGUGGUUUUCAAUUGUAUGCUUAAAGGUGCUGCUGAUUUUUUCAUUAAACCCGUUAGAAAAAACGAGCUAAGAAAUUUGUGGCAACAUGUUUGGAGAAGGCAUAAUACUGCAACUAGUGGGAAUUCUGGACAACAAAAAAUUAUGGUUAGUUCUGAGAUCAAUAUUGCGAGUAAUCACACAAACGGUUCUUUUGCAAGCGAACAGGACAACAAGGAAUCCAGUGAUGCUCAAAGCUCUUCUACAAAGCGAGAUAUUGAAGCUGAGAGUGUAUCUUUUCAAAAAUCUAAAAGUCCCUCUCAGGUAGAAAAGAACAAUGACAAUUUGGACGUUGGUUUGCCUAUGCACGAGAGUGAAGGUACAGCCAUAGAAGAAGAACAUGCUUCUGCUAAUCAAUAUUCUCCUCUGGAUGUGGUCGAGGAAGUUCGCAUGGUUGAGGAUGACAUCUCUCAUGAAAACAUGCAAAACGUCUAUGAACAAGUCAGACCUCAGAUAGAAGUUAUUGAUUUGAUUGGGUCGUUUGAUGAUCGUCGACAGACUCAUGCUGUUGUGCGAGAAGUUCUCAGCAUCCACUCAAAACCAUACCAUGAUACAAAUGAAACAUCAAACAAGUUAGAGCUUUCCUUGAGAAGAUUCAAUCCUAGUGAAUGCGAGUACCAACAAACGGAAGAAAGACGCUCUUUGAACCAUUCAAAUUCCUCAGCCUUUUCACGGUAUAAUAACAGGACAGAACAGCCCUUUCAAUCCACACUGGUAGCUUUUCAUGCCAAACAAACGGAAUGUGCAGAUAAUUCUCAUAAGAAUAUGCUAAAUCAUGACCUUCUCAAUACCAUCGAUACACCUAAACAGAGUCAACCCAUACCAAGCAAUCAUCAAGAAAGUACCAAACCUCAGAUUGUUGGUCGACCUACUCAACAAGAAACAAGUUUUGAUAGCCUAUGCUCCAGUUAUGGUACCCUAUUACCACCUAUGCUGUAUACACAUUCAUGUCCACCAUCUCUAUGGAGUGCGAAAGCAGUUGACCAUCAGAAUACCUUUUUCGAGAAUUCACAUUGUCAAGCAAAAACUGAAUCCAACCAAUUUCAUCAAGUUCAUGACAAAAACGGUGAAAGUGGUAGUGGCCAAAUGAUGAACAAACGGCAAAAGUUGAAUGUAGAAUAUGUGGAGAAUCAAGUACACGUUACAACUGACACUGACCAGAGUAGAAGUAGCAGUUUAUGUAAUGGUGGAGCAAGUAACUUUAAUAGCAGUGGAUAUGCAAGAAAUUGUAAUGGAAGUAAUGGAAAUGUUAUUCCAGCUGCUGCAGCUAAAGCAACCGCAGAGAGUGGCCACAAUGGGAUCAAAGGGAUGGAUACUCUUCAUACCACUCAAAGAGAAUUAGCUCUUAACAAGUUCCGAUUGAAGCGAAAGGAUAGAUGUUUUGAUAAAAAGGUUCGAUACCAAAGCAGGAAAAAACUUGCAGAGCAGCGUCCAAGAGUUAAAGGACAAUUUGUUCGUCAAGUCUCAAUUAACCUUCCGCUGACUGAAACCAACUGUUAACGGGUAUCUCGUGUUGUAGUGGCUGGUAAAAGGAUUUGUAGUGGCUGGUAAAAGGCUUCAAUCGAUGGAAAUACUUGCAACCCUCCGUGACCGAAAAGAGGGUCAGUCAUGAACCCAAGAAGUUUCAGAGUUUUGGUUAUAGGUUAUGCACAUACUCGAUCUUUCAAGUAGCUUGUGAAAGUAGUAGGUGUAGCAAGAGUAGGAGCUCUGUAGAUACUUGCAGGAUGCGGACUUAGUUUACUGACACUGACAGUUGUUUGUUGCAUAUACUGUACAUAGUGUUUGAUUAUUAAUUUAAACACACGAACACAAAGAGAAACAUCUAUCUACAGGAGGAAGAUUUACAUCACUUCAGAGCAUUUUUUCUUUUCUUUUUCUUAUCUGUUCAUUUGCUGUAAGAAUUUUUUAUUUUUGUUGUUCUUACUUCAUACAUUCAUCCCCUAAUUUGCU